AUGUCUUUCGCCGAAGUUGGUUCCGAUUCCCUUAGGCCGAUUCUUCUACGCUCGAGCACACCAGCUCCCAAUGAGAAAGUCCUGCUAUACCUAGAGGGUAUGCAAAGAGAGUCUAUGGGUCUCGGAUCUCCUACUUCUACUCUCAUGCGCAAUGGCCUUCCGUCUACAAGGCGCAGUGCCUUUGGUGAUGACGACGGCGCCUCCGAUCUAAACUCAAAUGUUCAGGAUGGUCGAAAGACUGAGAUGUCCAUCAAUGCUCAUUCUGCAUUCCACGAACCUGGUCCUCAGGAUCCCCCAGGUCCACGUUAUGAGUCAUUUGAUUCUGGUCCUUCGUUUGGCAAUAAAGGCCCUUUGCCUGACUUUGGGCCCAGUAGCGGGGCACCUCCCUGGAAUACUUGGGAGCAUUCUACAGUGGCUGGUGCCGCAAGAGUACCUCUCCCAAACUCUGUCACCUCCCCGACCACUUUCAACAUCAACAUCGAACCUCCAUCCACACCCAGCGGUUCAAAGUCGCGCAAGUCCACUUCUCAAGCCAGUGGUGCCCCUUCAAAAUCACGCAAGUCAGCUGCUUCCGUAGUUGAAAGCGAUUCACGGGAUACCGUUAGAGGCCACCACAAUACUCCAAGCAAGGCGCAUACAGCACACAGCGCAGCACCUGAUGAAAUUCCCUUGUCCCCUCGUCGAUCACGAGCCGGAUCAAGAUCACAAGUCCCUCCCGAAUACCCCCCUUUACCUCCCAGCACAUUGCUAAGUCCGUCAGGCCGAACCAGUCAUCUUCCUCUCUCCCCACGAUCGCACCGCCAUGCACCAAGCGUGUCACCAUCUGACUCUCCCAGUCAAGCCCCACUCAAGGCUGCUAGGAUGGCAGAGAGGGAACUACGGGAAAAGGAGAAGAUGCGCUCAGUUGUGAGUGGCGGCCCCAUGAGUGACGUCGAUGGAGCCGCAUCGAAACGUGGAGGUCCACUGAGCGCUGCUGGCAGCCCAAUGUCUCCCUCGCAUCAUAACCGCCCAUUCUCCCCUUAUCGUCAUGCCGCCACCCAAGAACCCUUACUAUUUACUACAACAAUGCAAGUCCAAAGGCAGACAUCUUCACAGUCGAACGCAUUGUCUCAGUUGAACGUGAAUACAUCUCAGCUGGACGGUGGUGGAGGCGGCAGUAAACUAUCUCAUGUGUCGCACCAUUCCCAUCACAGUCAUCAAUCCCAUGUCUCGCAUCAGUCGCAUCAUUCACAUCACACUCAUCAAUCGCAGUCGCGUGCGCGCUCGCCGGCACGCGUGGAAGAAGAUGGCAGAGCGACGCCCACACCCUCUCGUCCACAUUCUCCGUCAUUAUCCCUGAAUCAGGCUGAGGAGGAGAUGGUGGCAAAGGCAUUGGCUGAAUGUGGCGCUGGUAAUCGCACUUCGUACGCUCCUAGUACUCUCGAACCAGAAAUCAUUGACUCCCACUUCCACGAUAUGGACCUUUGCAUCUUGCUUCAUCAAAUGGACGAUAACACGACCCAUGAAGUGGUGAAGAAGGCGCUGCGGAAAGCAUUGAGGCAGCGCGUCAAGAAGCUGGGCAUGAAAUACGACCAAGAUUCCAUGCGACAGUACAGGAAGUCAUUCCAUGAUCAUGAUCCUAGCGUCCAUCUGGAUGCGGGUUUCCAGCCAAACACACAAGAGCCACCUGAAUGGGCCAAAGAGCUUAUGAGCGGAAUGAUAAGAGUCCAGGAGCGUCUUGAAACUCUCAGCCCUCAGUCAUUGAAUGCGCCCAUGCCACCUCGCAGCCAACAAUCAUAUGCCGAGUCUGCUGCUUCUCGAGACCAAUACAGAGGGGAGACGGAAUAUUCAGAAAACAUGGAUCAGUACGGUCAAACCCCGCGGACCCAAACCGUGAACAUCAACACGCAACCCACCGGCACGAUUCCAGAGUCGAUGUACCAAAAUGAAACCGGUAUCAUCGUUGAAGAAGAUGACGAAAUUUAUGGUGAUCACACAGAACUUGAGCAACGGUUCGGCGCUACUACGAUCACUGAGACACGGGGAGGCAUAAGCGAGUUUUUGAGUGGCGAUCGAGACGACUCCCCAGGUCAGCAGUUCUUGGAGGAGGAGCUGUACAAGUUGCGUGUGAAGCCUGGAGGAAGCCAGUCGGCCAUUACGCACAAGACUUGGGAAGUCGCGAGAGAUGACCAGGACGAGUUCGAGGAGGGUCAUGGAGCGUUCACUGAGUCUGGUCUACCCGAAAUUCCGGACUCGGGCAACUACACCGAGCGCCGUCAGCCCUCCCCGCCUCUACCGCCAAUUCCCGGACAAGAGAUCAGUCGACGCGAGAUGAUGCCUUCUCAGAACUCGCAAAUUCGGAAUCCUGGUCAUGACUACGGCGAACUCGGUCCCCCACCAUGGCAGCGCAUCCAUCAGCGCCUCCUUAAUUGGGCUAUCAUAUGGCCAAUGAGCGAGAUUGAUGGAGCGCUCAACAGCACAACUCGAGGACAGCAGGUGGAUGAAGUCGCGCUGAGCAUUUGGUCAACGCAGACGUACAAGCGAUACGUGAGAAGCCGCAUGACAGAUACUCCGGGUGGGCGUGUGGACAGGCUUUUCGUUCCUCCAAAUAUGGCAGAUGCGAUCAGCACUGCUGUGUUCAAUGGCCGGCACGGAGAUGCGUGUGGAAUGCUGAGGGAUCUAUGGUCGCCUUUUGGUUUCGAAGGUGCUCCGCGAUUGAUCGUUGUACUUGCGAAACAUCGGUCGGAUGCAGGUCAUUGGGUCGUCCACAGAUUCUCACUCCCUGAUGGUGCACUCACGACAUACGACUCGUAUCCUGAGCGAACUCUUCCCGAUGGACGGCCUCUUGGUUGGUGGUUUGCCAUCCGAGUAGCAUGGCCCGGUGCCAUUUAUGCAAACCCAGACCACCUCAUGCAAAAGAUGGUUCGCCUGCACCGUCCGAUGCAGCUCAACAUCGACAACUCCGUCGCCGCAGCUGGUAUCUGGCGAAACGUGCUCAUGGGCUCUCGCGCGGAACGCAGUCUUGACCUGGAACGUCUCCGGGAUUUGAUCAAUACAGAGGUGAAGAAUUUGAGGCAGCGCAAACAGCAGGGGAAGUUGUCGAUCAGCUCGCCUAAAGCGAAUUGGGAGGAUGUUUAG
Molecule: messenger RNA, 3117 nt
Organism: Suillus subaureus
Lineage: Eukaryota; Fungi; Basidiomycota; Agaricomycetes; Boletales; Suillaceae
Exons: 11
Coding region: 1-3117 (1038 amino acids)
Source: RefSeq, a predicted model, not a curated record